Messenger RNA from Aspergillus pseudonomiae, 1510 nucleotides. RefSeq names its product metal-dependent hydrolase family protein. The record is from RefSeq and is a predicted model, not a curated record. The transcript has a single exon. Bases 159 to 1418 code for a protein of 419 amino acids. Gene Ontology annotation, molecular function: hydrolase activity, acting on carbon-nitrogen (but not peptide) bonds. NCBI's taxonomy places the organism in Eukaryota, Fungi, Ascomycota, Eurotiomycetes, Eurotiales, Aspergillaceae.
GUUCAUUCCCCUGCAGGCCACAAUCCUGAAAGUGUGGAGCAAUAUGGCAAAUAUUUAAUGAAUCCUUCGGGUCCGUCCACAAAAACGCCCGAGCAGGAGGAACUCAGGCCAUCAUCCGAUCAUCUUGCUGACUCCUGAGUUCCAUUGCCACCGGAAGCAUGCAUCGGAUACUCACAGACGACAGAUUAUACCGGGCUGAUGCCGACCUACUCAUACCAGGGAAGGGGGAACCAAUCCCCCACGGCGCCGUGGUAUGGCAAUCGAAGACCAUACGCUACGCAGGACCCCAAUCAGGGGUCCCGGCUGAGUUUCAAGGGGCCACAACCACUCAUGUUCCCGUCGUAAUGCCGGGGAUGUGGGAUUGUCACAUUCACUUCCUGGGUUCUACAGCAGCCACAAUGAAUGCGAUCGUCGACACGCCCCAGGCUCUGGCGGGUGCACGGAGUGUCCCAGAUCUACACGCCACUGUUAUGGCCGGAUUCACCUCAGUGCGUGAGGUUGGGGGCUACGGGUGUGACCUCGCAAAGGUCGUAGAGGAGGGACGAAUCCCAGGACCUAGUAUCUACUCCAGUCACUCUGCCAUAAGCAUGACUGCAGGACACGGUGAUGUCCACGGCGUCCAUAGGGACUCGCUGCUUGACCUGUGCGGCCACGGCCUACCUCUGACAAUUGCUGACGGCGUACCUGAAUGUCUGCUCGCAGUGCGAAAGCAGUUGCGCCGGGGUGCCAAGGUCAUAAAGGUCUGUGCUAGUGGAGGUGUUGUGAGUGCCAUCGACGACCCACAGCACCAGGAAUUCUCUUUCGAGGAAUUGAAGGCUAUUGUCGACGAAGCAGCGCGGGCACGUCGGGUCGUCGCUGCUCACUGCCAUGGUAAAGCGGGUAUCAUGAAUGCACUGCGCGCUGGAUGUCGCACGAUUGAGCAUGGCAGCUUCUUGGAUGAAGAGGCCGUUGAGCUGAUGAAGGAGAAGGGGGCAAUUCUAGUCGCCACCCGCAGUGUCAUUGAGAGUGGUCUGGCAAUGAAAGACCUUUUCACACCGUCGUCCUAUCAGAAGUUGCUCGAAGUAGCUGAUGCACACAAGAAGGCGUACCAACUGGCUGUUUCAAGAGGUGUCACGAUAGCCCUUGGCACCGAUCAGUUCAUCAGCUCGGAUAACCCGAUGAUAGGCUACGGUCGCAAUGGCCAUGAAGUGAGGUAUGCGGUAGAAGCCGGUUUGACUCCGCUGGCGGCCAUCCAAGCUGCCACGGCCAACGGGCCCCUUACUUUAGGGUAUCAAGCGCCAUUGAGCGGUCAACUAAGGGAGGGAUUUGAUGCAGACAUCAUUGCAGUCAGGGAGAGCCCGCUCGAGAAUGUCGCGGUUCUGUCUAACUCAAGGAAUGUCACCCACGUCUGGCGUGCUGGCAUGCUGAUUAAGUCGUGAAACGAGCAUCUGAAGAGGUUAUAACGGUUUGGGUUACUAGCAUGUCCAUGCAUAUUUGUAAAUAUAUAAGACCAACUCAGGUUGGAUUGUGC